Molecule: messenger RNA, 369 nt
Organism: Aspergillus melleus
Lineage: Eukaryota; Fungi; Ascomycota; Eurotiomycetes; Eurotiales; Aspergillaceae
Exons: 3
Coding region: 1-369 (122 amino acids)
Source: RefSeq, a predicted model, not a curated record
AUGUCCGAUAAGAUGCAUUUGGCUGCUCGCGCUGAGCAGGACCUCAACAGCUACCAGGCCAAACAGGGUCUUGGCCCUAAGAGUGACUCCACUCUUGAGAGUGGCAUCAACGAGAUGGUCGAUAAGAAGUUCGAUGAGUCCACAGGCGUGAAGACCGGCCGAGCUGCAGGCGCUACCGGAAGCAACCGCAAGCCUAUCCCCGAGGACGAGGGUGGUACUCGUGACGACCGCGGUCGUUUGGCACAGGCCGGGGAAUACGAAGGCAAGGGCGGACCCGAGGACAAGGUGAAGCUUGAGUCCGAGCGUCGUCCUGGUGAUCAGGACACGCUGAACCUUCAAGAUAUGAAGCGUGAGGGAAUUGCUUCCUAG